Varanus komodoensis (Komodo dragon) is the source of this 5027-nucleotide messenger RNA. It is a transcript of the gene CNTLN, whose product is annotated as centlein. The record is from RefSeq and is a predicted model, not a curated record. Gene Ontology annotation, cellular component: centriole; centrosome. NCBI's taxonomy places the organism in Eukaryota, Metazoa, Chordata, Lepidosauria, Squamata, Varanidae. The transcript is spliced from 27 exons. Bases 241 to 4221 code for a protein of 1326 amino acids. Gene Ontology annotation, biological process: protein localization to organelle; centriole-centriole cohesion.
CGAAUGUGGGGCGGUAGAAAAAGGUAUUGGAGGAGGAGAAGGCGGGAGUUCCGUGAAAACUUUCGUCUUAUUGGUUCACGGGCGCCUUCUAAUUCUUAAUGGCUCGCCAGGCUAGUGCGGGCGGUUUGUAAAUUUUCACAAUUAGCCCCGCCCGUUCCCCAAGUAAGUGAGUCGGUAGGUCAAAGGCACGAGUGAGAAGUGACUUUUAGAGCAUCUCCCUGUGCCCAGUUGGUACUUAGCAUGGCUUCUUCCCAGCGCAAGGAUCCGGCUACAGCAGCGGCAGCAGCGGCCCGGGUCUUGGGGCUGGAAGCGGAAGUCAGGAGCCUGACUGAGGAGCUGAACCAGUGCCAGGCUGAUAAAGAAUUUGUGUGGUCUUUGUGGAAACGUCUUCAGGUCACAAAUCCAGAUCUUACGCAAGCAGUGAGUUUGGUUGUGGAAAGAGAAAAGCAGAAAGCUGAAGUCAAGGACAGGAAGGUUUUAGAGAUUUUGCAAGUUAAAGACAGUAAAAUACAGGAAUUGGAACAGAGAGCAUGUGAGCAACAAGAAGAAAUAAACAGCCUGAUGCAGAGAAAGAUUGCUAUCGAUGGGGAAAACAUGGCCUGGAAGGACGAACUCUGCAUCUUACAGCAGAAACUUAAAGAUAAAAUCCAGGAACUUAAGGACACUAAGGAGUGUGCAGUGAGAAAGGAUGAGCAAAGCAGACUGGUUAUAAAAAAUCUGGAGGAGGAAAAUGAGGGAUUAAGUACACGCUAUACUGACCUGCUAAAUGACCUGGAGAAACUGAGGAAGCGGGAGGCACAAUGGAGAAUAGAGAAAUCUGGCAUCGAUGCAAAAAUAAAGAAUUUGGAAGCUGAUUUAAAAGAGGCAAGAGAGCAAAUGGAAAUCUUACAGAGUAGAUGCAAUGAUCUGGCAUCUCAGCUGGGUGUUAAGCAGACUGAAUUAACACAAAAAGAUUUGGAUGUGACCAGAACAAGGAAGGAGUUGCAGGAGCUGCAGAAUCUCUACAAACAAAACACUGAACAUGCAGCACAGCAGGCAGAGCUGAUCCAGCAGCUUCAGGCUCUCAAUAUGGAUGCACAAAAAGUACUGAAAACUCAGGAAGAUGCUCACACAGCUGAAACAAUAUCAUAUCAGAAACUUUACAACGAAAUGACUAUAAGUUUUGAGAAACUCAGAGCAAAGGAAAUUCAGCUUCAGCAGAAUCAAGUUUCUCUCCAGAAUCAACUAGUUGAAAAAGAACGACAUGUCAGUCAGCUGGAAGAACAACUUCAAGCCCUUAGUUCUGUGUCUUCACACUCUCAUGAAAUUUGUCCAAAGCAGAGAAGAGAGGAAUUCCAACAGUAUUCUUUAAGGGAGCUGGAAUAUCUCAUAACAUCACAAAAGUCUGAAAUAAAGCUUUUACAAGAAAAAUUGAAAAGAGCAAAUCGUACACUAGCAGAUCAUAGCCUUUGCAGCAGAGAUUUCUUGGAUUGCAUCAAUGCUAGGACUGGGAAGAAAUACAAGGAACCACCUGUGAAACGUUCAAGGUCUCUGUCCCCAAAGAGCUUUUUGAAUGAGUCGGAGGAACUAAGGAAGCUUAAAAUAGCUGAAAGAAAGAUUGAAAACUUAGAAAAGACACUACAACUAAAGGAAUCACUUGUGGAUGAAAGUUCAGUGGGCAUAAUUCAAGAAAAUGAUGAGCUGAGACAAGCCCAUGAAAAGCGCAAAAAAAGGCUGCAGAUGUUACAGACCAACUACAGAGCAGUAAAAAAGCAAUUAAAGCAAUGGGAGGACGGCUAUAGCAAGCCUGGAAGCAGCCAAAGUGGAAAGGAGCGUUCAGAUCCACAGCAUCUCUGCCAAGAAGAUUCUGAUGCUGUGUGGAAUGAGCUGGCAUAUUUCAAAAAGGAACAAAAAAAGCUGUUGAUUGAAAAACUGAAUUUAGAGGAGGAAUUGGAUCAGAUGAAAGUACUUGCAUCUAGGGAUAAAGCCACGAUACAAGAACUGAAUAUAUGUCUGCAACAAGAAAGAGAAGAGCUGCUCUUUAGACUUGGUGAAGAGAAUGGGGUCAAGAACAGUACGCCAAAGAAGAAUGUGAAAGAAAUAUCAGCACAGACAUUAGAGAAGGUUUCACAACUGGAAAGGAGGCUGAAGUGUUUUGAGACAGAAUCCUGGAAGUUGAAGAAAGUUAAUAAAGGGUUAACUAAGGAUAAUCGAGAUCUGAAAGCAUUGCUUAAACAGUGCAGUGAUGACUUGGAGACCAAGAAGAAGGAGUUGGAGACAUUACUGCAAAAGAUCACAGAAAUAAAGAAGGGCAAAGAAGCUCUUCAGUUAAUGAUAAAUGGGCUGGAGAGAGAGAUUAGCACUCUGAAGAGGCAAAUGGCAGAAGUGAACUCACUGAGAAACGAAAAUGAGGAUCUGCUGAAUCAAGUGAAGCAACUGCAGAGUUCGCUGGACAGAGCAAGGGUAGUGGGGUCUGUGGCCACAGAGGAAGCAACCUGUGGGCAAUGUAGAUGCAAGAGUGCAAGUGCCAAAGUUAAGUUGAAAAGAGGGAAGAAAAAGAGUCUGGUGAAACAUCACCAGUCUCUACUCAGUCAGUCCAUCAAGGUUAUGAGUGGUGUAUUUGAGAACAUCAAUAAGGACGGCUGGGAGGAUAUGAGUGAAAGCAGUGACUCUGAAAUACCAGCUCCUGAAAACCUGGGGACCAAAACAGCAGAGCAUAUUGUACUGACAGACAAAAAUGUUCAGUAUGAACAAAACAAGAUGGGAGAUAAUGGAAUGCCUGCAAACACCAUGCAUUUAGAAGGGCAAAUCAGACUGCGUCAUAGAAAGCAAAACAAUAGUGCAGACACAGCUCCAUCCCAAAGGAAUAAGACACCAAAUUCAGCAACCAUCCCUAUUAAAGUCAACAGAGAGAAGAAGAGAGGGAUUGUGGUACAGAAACCUGGCUACUCCAUCUCACUUUGGGGACGGAUUACAUCCUUACAGCAGCAGUUAGCUAUUUCACAAAAUUCCAAGAAGACUGUAAUAGCAUCUCUCAAAAAGUACAAAGAAGCAAAUAAAAAAUUAACAUCUCAGCUGGAUAUGACCAAACAAAGACUCCAGGCCAGCAAGAAAACUGUUCAGACCCUGAUGUCCAACCUGAAUGAACUGCAGCGAGAAAAAUCAGAUUUGCAAGGAAAAUUGGACCACCUGACCCAAUCUACCAAACUGAGAGAGGGCCUGUGUCCUGUGACAUCUGGCCAUACUGGAACGACACCAGCAACUCCACUAAAGAAUGUUGAUUUGGAAAUGAAGCAGCUGCAGUGUAAACUGAAGAAUGCAAAUAAUGAAAUCACUAAACAUUCAUCAGUCAUUAAAUCUUUGAAAUAUGAAGUCCAAGGAAAAGAAGAACAGAUGCGGGAACUGCAGGAAAAGAUUUCUCGAAUGGAGAGAGACAUAAGUAUGAAAAGGCAUUUGAUAGAAGAUUGGAGACUGCGUAUGAAAGCAAAUCAAGAAAAGGAGAAAAGCUUUAAUGAAACAUUGCAUACUCUUGAAGAAAAGGUCAAGGCAUUGACUGAAGAUUGUUCAAACAAAAAAGCAUCAAUUGAUUCACUAAAGCAAAGGCUUAAUGUAGCUAUGAAAGAAAAGGCACAGUAUGAGCAGAUGUAUCGCAAAGCUAAAGAGGAGUUGGAGAAAAAGGAGAUUAAAGUUGCCAAUCUUGAAGGUAAAAUGGCUGAGGCAGAGUGUGCCAUGACCGAAAUUGAAACUACCGCCUCUCAACAACUCCAUGGCUUGGCAAGGCAAAGUGAACAGGCACUCGAAGCAGUGCAGAAGAGGUUGAUAAUGUCCAAUGAAAAAGUGGAAGAGUUCAUCACCUUUGUGAAGACUUUGGCGACUGAGCUGCAGCACAGUGUAAAAGAGAUGAGAACGCGAGUUAGAUGUACUAAAAAAAUGCUACAAGACAAAAAAUGCAGUGGCAGCCUUUCCAAAGAAUCUGUUCACCGUGCCCAGUACUUGGCAGCAUCUAUCCUUAAUAUUUCGAAGACCGACUUAGAUGACAUACUUGAUGUUGGAGAUGAUGAAGAAACAAAGCAGAUGAAACUGGAAUUUGAAAGUGAUAAAGAAUGGAUGUGCUACUUACAGAAGCUUCUUGAAGGACAGUUUCCCUUUGCUUCGUAUUUAAUGGAAGCAGUGCAGGAAAAACUAAAUGAGCAGAAGAAGCUGGCAGAAGAAUACAGUUCUCUCAUGAAACAAAUGAUCUAGGGGUGCUGCUGAGCCGACUUUUCAAAGAGAGGAAGGAAGAGGCCCUUCGGUGCACUGCGACCCUGUUCAUGAUACUGGCGUGAUGCAGCCCUCCCCAAUCUGGUGCCCUCAAGAUACCUUGAAAAACAGCUGGGGCAAAGCUGGGGGAAGCAGUGUAAGCAUUUGGCACAGGAAUUGCUUUCAAGCAGGUGGCUGUUUUUGCUUAUGAAUCCUACCUUUUAUGUCCAGAACACUAAUUGUGAGGGAUCAUGGGAGUUGUAGGCCAAAACAUCUGGUGACCCACAAAUUUGCAAUGCCUGUCUUAAAGCAUUGAAAAUGGAAAUGUCCCAUUAGAAAGGCUUAAGCAAGAAAGAAAAUGUGGACUUAGUUGUUUUAGAGGCUGUAUUAAAGAAGAACCACUUGUGUUCAACUCAUGACAAACCUCAGAAACUUAUUUUCAUGCACAACUACUGUUCAUUAUAAUGAGGUGAGCACAGAAGAAUGUGCUAGCAGGUUGUCAUCUGCGCACAAAUGCAGACAUGUUCAUCCUGUUGUCAUUCUUUCAGCUUUCUGGAACCUUACUUGUUGUCUGGCAGGGGAGGGAGGACAUUAUCAUUAAUAUGAUUUGCAAUUUUAACUUUAUAAUGCAAAAUAUUAUCAAAAAGAAAAGUGUGAAAUACAAGCAAUGGCUUAGCAUCCAUGAAGCAGCCAUGCACUUUUUAACUGUGAAAAAGUAAUAAGUAUGUGUUAUAUUUAAUGAUAUGUAAGAAAUAUGUCCCCCAAAUAAAGGAUGUUGAGUUUUUCUUUUCAGUGGGAAGGGCCCGAAA